GUCUUCGUCUUCGUCUUCGUCUUCGUCUUUAUUCGUGUGGCCUCCAACCAAGCAUCAGAAUCACCGUCCUCUCCAUCAAAAGGAAAAACGCCAUCCCCUCCAGGCCUAGAAAGAAAAACAACUCGAGACCGUCAUGCCUUAUGGCCACCGCUGGUGCCGUCGUUGACCGACUCCUGCGCCGGCUGGCCUCGAGCGAUGCUCGCCGUUUGGAGCUGCCAUCAAGCAAAUUUGAUGACGUGGCUCAUGUGGGCCGCACUAUGUCGAGGUUGCAAGAUGUGCUGGGAAGCCUGGAGAGGCUGUAUUUCAAGAUGCCUGCGGAGGCGCAGGAUUGGAUGAGGGACAUCAAGCAGAUCGCCUAUGAUAUGGAAGAUCUCCUGGAUGAGUUCGAAGACCCUUGUGGCAUCGUCAGAUCUCCCAAGAGCGGAUCCUGGAUAGCAAGGGCAAAAUCAUUGUGUUCAGCAAUUCCCUUUUUGAUGCAUCAUAGUGGAGAACAAAUGAUGAAGGUGCUCAGAAGGAAGUUAGAUCUAUCGGUGAAAGAUUCUGUCAUGUACAGUUUAAUGCAGCCCUGUUUAUGCGAUCACAAGCCAUCUAGCAAGGAGCCAGUGUUUGACGGAACUGCCACUAUCGGAAGGGAUAAUGACAAAGAAAUUAUAAAAACUUUGCUCUUGAAGAAUGAUGGAGAUAAUCUAACCAUCAUUCCUAUUGUUGGCCUUGCGGGUUUGGGCAAGACGACUCUAGCAAGAUUAAUUUUUUAUGACCAGGCUGGAGAAGGGUGGAAUUUUGAUCUACGUAUCUGGAUCGAUUUGAGCAGGAGGAAGUUUGAUCUUAACGAAAUUGCUAGUGGUAUAAUCUCACGUGUUAACCAAACAGAAGAAAUUAUCAUUUCGGAAGUUACCGCAAAUGAUCAAACUCGAAACAAUCUUCACUCUAUAAAGAAACACCUCCGAGAGUUUCUUCAUGACAAGCGCUGUUUGAUUGUGUUGGAUGGCUUGUUUAGCACAGAUGAAAACCAACUAGCCGAGUUAAAGGAUAUGUUAGGGGGUAAAAGGAUGUGCAUCAAGAUCAUCGUGACCACUUCCUGUGAAACAACUGCAGAGUUAUUGCACACUAUUCCACCAUAUAAGCUGGGUCCUUUAUCUGAAGCUGAUUGCUGGAAAAUAUUUUCUCAAAGUGCAUUUGAUAAUGGAGAUGGAAACACAAAUCUCAUUGAAAUUGGAAAGCAAAUUGUGAAGGAGUGUGAAGGCUUACCAGCAGUAGCAUAUUCUCUUGGUUCAUUGGUGCGUAACAAGGAUGAGGGUGCCUGGUUAUGGGCAAGUGGCAAGGAAAUAUGGGAAUUAGGAAGCACAUUUUCCGAUCGGGUUGAAGUGCUCGCACCAUUCGGCGAAAUGUAUUAUGAUAUGCCAUCGGCAUUGAAGUUAUGCUUUUCUUACUUGUCCAUCUUCCCUAGAGGAUCUAUAAUUGAUAAGGAGAAACUUAUCCAGCAGUGGGUGGCACUAGACAUGGUUGGGUCCAAACAUGGGACGCUACCUACUAAUGUUCAGGGAGAGAUGUACAUUGAGGAACUUUUAUCCAUAUAUUUCCUGCAAAUUCAAGAUAUGCCAUCUGCUUCUCGAAGUACUAUGGCACUCCAAGUGCACAGCAUGGUGCAUGCAUUUGCAAAAUAUGUUGCUGGUAAUGAUCUCAUAAUUUUGGAUGGUGGCAACCUGUCAAUUAGCCCUUCAGCUGAAAAGAUCAGUUACAACUAUGUGCUUGCGAUGAAUGACACUGGACAAACAACAUCCCUGAAAGAGUUGCUCACCAAGGCAAGAGCAGUAUCAUUCAAAAACAGUUCGGCAUCGAAGCUUCGUGCAGAUGCGUUCUCGAAACUGAACCACUUACGUGUCUUAGAUCUUGCCAGUUGUCAUAUUGUGGAACUGCCAGGUUCCAUUUGCUAUUUGAAACACCUGAGGUACCUCGAUUGCUCUGGAUCGAAGAUCCGUGCAGUACUGGAUCAGAUGAGUAGUUUACAAAAACUUGAGGUCCUGGAUCUCUCAGAGUCAUCUCUUGAGGAGUUACCCGCAUUUGUUGGUUCUUAUCAGAAGUUAACAUAUCUGAACCUACAAGGAUGUGACAAACUUCAAAACUUGCCUCCAACACUUGGUGAUCUCAAAAGACUACAAUAUCUUAACCUUUCACACUGUCCUGGAGUUAGUAAUAAAGUACUAGAAUAUCUUUGUGGACUCCAUAAACUUCGAACCUUGGAUCUGUCAGGUUUCACUGAGCUUCAACAGUUUCCUCAUUUAUUUGCUGACCUAACAAACUUAGAGGAUCUAAACCUGUCAGGUUGUUCUAGACUGGAGAUUCUACCAGAAUCUUUCGGCAAACUUGUUUCUCUUCGGUUCUUGAACUUAUCAGGUUGCUCUGAGCUUCAUCAGUUGCCAGAGUCUAUUAUAGGUCUUGUAAAUUUGCAGUAUCUGAACCUGGCACAGGUUCUCCUUGAGCUGCCCAACUAUCUUAGCAAGCUGGAGAGGCUCCACACGUUGGACAUCACUGGAUAUCGUUUACCAGUGUCAUCAGACGCAGCUGCAGCAUUUUCAAGCAUUAUACAGAAUAUGCCUAAUCUUAAAUUGCUCUUGACUGACGAUUCUAAUAUUGAAAAUUACACAUCCCAGCACAUUCAGUGGUCCACAAAUCUUGGCAAGCAGUCCUUUCAAAUCAGAAACAUAGUAAAAACAGGAGAAUCUCUUUAUGCUCCAGAGGGGGCAAAUCUGAUGCCAAUGCAAACCUUCCUAUACCCGACGAAUCUCCAGGAGGUGAAUCUGCAUGAAGAAAUAAAUGAGGGUACACAGGAUGUGUAUGCUGAUGAUUCCAUCAAUGAUAGUAAGGAGAUCAUUGAGGUUGAGGAUUCAUUUGCAUCUUCAGGUGGACAUGCUUCUUUUUGCCCCGACUCCUCAGCUGGGGAAAGCUCCAAGCUCGCAGGUUGGAAUGCGAUUUUCAAUCCACGCACCUCCAGUAGCCAUGGUCCUGCAGUAUCCACGCUACUCUACCCACGGAGUAAGGAUGAGAUUCUGGAGUCGGUGAAUGUUAAGGCCUUCACUUUUAAUGAGCUGAAGAUGGCCACGAGAAACUUCAGCCCACAAACUAUGCUAGGUGAGGGUAGUUUAGGGGCGACAUAUAAGGGGUGGAUUGAUGAGACUACGCUUGCCCCAGCUAAAGAAGGCACAGGGAUGGUCGUUGCUGUCAAGAAGCUCAAUGAGAAUGCUUAUUACAUGGAUCAUCAAGAGUGGCUGGCUAAAGUUAAGUACAUUGCACAGCUGUCACAUCCACGCCUUGUAAAGAUCAUCGGGUACUGCCUUGAAGACGAACAACGUCUACUCGUCUAUGAAUUCAUGUCCUGUGGGAGUUUGGACGAUCAUCUAUUCAGGAGUCGUUUUGAGACGCUUCCUUGGAACACCCGGAUGAAAAUUGCCCUUGGAACGGCAGAGGGGCUCAAAUUUCUCCACAGUCAGGAUGCUGAAAUCAUUCUCCCUGACUUCAAGGCCACUAAUGUCCUUCUGGACGCGAAUUAUGAUGCCAAGAUUUCUCAUUUUGGGCUGGUGAAGCAUGGGUGGAUCAGAGACGAGAGCCAUGUCUCCAAGAGAGCUGUGAGUAGGUACACCCUCCCGGAAUAUGUUACGACAGGUCAUGUUACCGCCAAGAGCGACGUCUUCAGUUUUGGAGUUGUACUCCUAGAAUUGCUGUCAGGAAAACGUGCAUGGAACACUAACCGGCUGUUACAUCAAAUGAACCUAGUAAAUUGGGCCAGGCCAUACCUUGAAAAAAGGAAGCCCCGGAUCAGGAGCAUCGUGGAUUCUAGUCUGGGGGUGCAUUAUUCGCUUCCCGGGGCCGAGAAGGCUGCAAAACUAGCAUCCCGAUGCCUCUCUGUUGAUCCCAUGCAAAGGCCUUCCAUGGAGCAGGUGGUCGAGGUCCUAGAACAGCUACAGGAUGCCAAGAACACCGAGAAGAAGACAUCCCUCAGUUAUGGUUCGAAAGGAAAGACAAGGGGGGAACCCGCAUCGGCCAGCAAGAACAAGGGAAUUUCCCGGUGGUUAAAAGGCAGCUCGGCUCAAACAACCAGGCAUGUUCAUACAUAAAUUCAAAUGUUCGUACAUGCAGGCAAAGGCAAUCAAACUGACUGCCGGCAAAGCAUAAAUUCAAGCAAUUCUACGAGACAUUUACUUUUGGGGGUGCACAUAAUGGUCGGCUCACCAUCCAAUUUAGAAUCUGAUGAUUGCACUGAAGAACAGGGUUUUCAUGUGACGAGCCUUCCAGUAGGACAGGCUCAAUCGAUCUCAACACUAAUGCCAACGAAGCAAGCAAGAGAUGAACAGAAAACGGUUCUGCGAUCGAUGCCCGGCGUAUGAAUCCAAUACGCACAGCAUAUCA
Messenger RNA from Panicum hallii, 4404 nucleotides. Its product is annotated as disease resistance protein RGA2-like. Bases 141 to 4112 code for a protein of 1323 amino acids. NCBI's taxonomy places the organism in Eukaryota, Viridiplantae, Streptophyta, Magnoliopsida, Poales, Poaceae. The transcript has 9 exons. Gene Ontology annotation, biological process: protein phosphorylation. Gene Ontology annotation, molecular function: protein binding; protein kinase activity; ATP binding. The record is from RefSeq and is a predicted model, not a curated record.